AUUAUUUAUCAUACGUUUUCAAUUUUUCCAAUUGUAUUUAUAUUAUAAUACCCACGUUUUAUCGCGUGUGUUAUUUUAUUCCUGUGUAAAUCAUAUUUAUUAUAAAUCUAUUCAAAAUUCCGGUCCCUACGCGGAAAUACGAAGGCUCCAAUUUGGGCAACAUUGAAGAUAUGAAUAAGAGGAAACUCAGAGGUGGACCUACUGGUAGGUCACCUCGAGCAAGGUCUGUCGUAGCUGAAGGCGUAUAUAAUAAUGCAUUGUUUAUGCAUGCAGUAACAUGUCAUGUGGGUAACGUUGUCCAAAUUAAAACAUAUUCAGGAGCUGUAUGGGAGGGUGUAUUUCGUACAUUCUCCAGUCAAUUUGAAGUGGUAUUAGAAGUAGCUACACGAGUUGACACAAAUAAUAUAAACAAUCAAACCUCAUUGAAUAUUGAUUCCGUCGUAGAUAAAAUGAUAUUUCGACCGUCUGAUAUUGUAUGUAUAACUGCGCGGGACGUAGAUUUAGACUAUGCAACAAAGGAUACGUUUCAGACUGACACUGCCAUUUCUAAAUAUAACGGUCAAAAUCUACGAAACGCUGAAGAACGACAAUUGGAACCUUGGGAUCCAUGUAGCGGUGGUAUAAAUGGUGAUGAUGCAGCUAAUAGUAGUUUAGAAUUAGAACCAGAUGCAAAUGGUUGGGAUGCAAAUGAAAUGUUUAAAAAAAAUGAACAAGUUUACGGUGUUACGUCAACAUUUGAUCAUUCAUUAGCUGGUUACACAUUACCAUUACAACGUAAGGACACAGCUGACUAUAAAGAAUUAGAGGGACGUGCUGCUGAAAUAGCACAUGAAAUAGAAAGUCAGCCAAGUUAUAAAGCACAUUUAGAGUUAGAGAAUGGCGAUGAAGAGGAACGUUUUGCAGCUGUCCAACGUAAUACACCAUCAAAUUCAUCAGGCAAUAAUAACAGUGGAAAAUAUGUACCUCCAGCAAAACGUUCAAAUCCAUCAUCCGGUAAAUUAAUACAACAAAAUAGCAAUUCACCACAACAGGCUGUUUUAAAUCCAUCAAUAUUCAAUAAAGGUGGCGGUGGAGGCGGUAGCGGCGGUGGUUAUGCACCUAAACCAUCUCCACCUUCAGCAGUAGUUAUGCAACAAAAUUCUCAACCACCCCCUCAAACACAACAAUCACAACAACAAAUCGUAUAUCAACAAUCACCUCCAACAGCUAUGUAUCCUCCACUAGUACCCCCACCAGGUAGUGCUGGUGGAGGUAUUGUUAUUCAAGGUGGUGGUGCGCCACAACAAGUACCAUUACCUCCACCUCAACAACAAAUGGUUCAACAAACAAUGGUACAGACGGUAGUUGUACCUUCAACUCCGGUUGUGGUAUCCACACGACCACAUCAACAACCCAGUCCUCCCAAACAACAUAUGAAUGGUGGAGAUACGCGAGGUAAUGAUCACCACCAUCAUCCCCCACCCACGGGUAUGAUGAAACCAACAGUUCAACAACAACAACAGAGGGUACAAUUACAAAGACCACCACCACCAUCUUCGACAGACAAUUCAUCAGCCCCACACCAAAAUAUGGAUUUACAACAGCCUCGAGAACAGAGAAUACCUCGACAUCGAGGUGUUGUCGAUCCUCAGCUACAAACCAUGCAAGAUUUACGGAAAUUUAGUCAAGAUUUUAAAUUAGUUUCGUCAGAUCAACCCUCCCAACAACAUAUACCCUCGCAACAACAAAUUUCACCGCCUACACAGUUAGAACAACAAUUACCACCUCCCGGACCCCCUAAACCUCAACAGACACCACCAUCAUCAGAGACAACAGUAUCCACACAACCAUCGCAACAUGAAACCACGACGGUAGUAAUUGAUAAAGUAGCAACGGCAUUUAAAAAGUCAACGUUAAAUCCAAAUGCAAAAGAAUUUAAUCCAAAAAGUUUUACACCACGAUCACCAAGUACUCCAAGUGCUUCAAGACCACAUACACCACAAACACCAUCGCCGUAUGUAGUGUCACAACAACCCGCCACAGUGUCAAUGGCACAAACACAUUCUGGUGGCGGCGGUCAAGGUCAAGGACAACCUAUGCCAAUGGUGAUGCCUGCAUAUGUGAUGACAAAUCAACCUCCAUACCAAACAGCACCGCAUUCCCAGUCGAGUCGAUUUAGAAAAGUACAACUAAGCGGCAUUCGUACAGAUAUGGCGCAACAAAUGCAAGUAGCAGCCGCAACGGGUCAACCAUUAUUAGCACCAGCUCCGUUACAACAAUUUGUAUAUCCACCAGGCGGUUUAGCUCCACAACCAUACCAACAAGUACACGCUGUACGAAUGUACCAUCAUGAAUCACCCAUGCAAUAUUUAGGUCCACCACCACCUAGUAAUACCCCAUCUCCCGGUCAAGCACCACCACCCGGAGCGUAUCCUGGCUCACAACAACCACAACCUCAACCUCAACCACCACCACAACAGUAUCAAACAGCACAGCCUCCCCCACCUCCACAAGGUCACCCACAUCAUCCAGCCCAAUUUCCUAUUAUGUGCCCAAUAUCAUUAGCAGCACCGCCUCCACAUAUGAUGCAAGGUGGUAUGCAAUAUCAUUUACAUCAACAAGCUCCCCCACCACAUACCCCCCACCAUAUUCAAGUAAUUUUACCCCCACAAGCUGCACCACCUCAACAGCAUGCAGCUGGGCCGCAACAGUAAUGGAGGAGGAGAACGGCGGUGUUUACGUUAAGAAAGGCAAUUAUCUCAAGGAACUGUCGUAUGUGAGAACAAAAUAAAAACUAUUGCCACGCCCCCGCUUUGUAACAAAAAAACAGUUCCUCAUCAACAUCGAUCGAUUUUAUUUUUUAUUAAAAUGGAGAACGCAAUCAAUUCAAAACAUCAACAAAAUUUAAAAACAAUAACCUCAAUUAUACUCGAUGACCGGCCAUCUGUCGAGAUGUUAUUUAAUUGAAAAUAAAUUCAAAACAAAACCAAAAUUUAAUUCUACCAUAUUUGAAUUGAAAUAGAGUACAUUUUAACAUCCUAAUAACAAGCCCGCUCGUUUUUUAUGAAAAAUCUUUGUCUUUUCAUAAAAUCAAUAUAGGUGCCUUACUCUAUUUAAAAAACAAAUUUUUAUUUAUUGUUAAUACAACCUUAUUAUGUCAUUUUUCUCCAGUCCCGCAUUU
This is a messenger RNA of Chrysoperla carnea, 3160 nucleotides long. Its product is annotated as ataxin-2-like protein. Gene Ontology annotation, molecular function: RNA binding. The transcript is spliced from 5 exons. Lineage: Eukaryota; Metazoa; Arthropoda; Insecta; Neuroptera; Chrysopidae. Bases 171 to 2693 code for a protein of 840 amino acids. The record is from RefSeq and is a predicted model, not a curated record. Gene Ontology annotation, cellular component: cytoplasmic stress granule. Gene Ontology annotation, biological process: cytoplasmic stress granule assembly.